This is a messenger RNA of Fundulus heteroclitus (mummichog), 3577 nucleotides long. RefSeq names its product proline-serine-threonine phosphatase interacting protein 1b (gene pstpip1b). The transcript has 15 exons. The record is from RefSeq and is a predicted model, not a curated record. Gene Ontology annotation, cellular component: cytoplasm; plasma membrane; actin filament. Lineage: Eukaryota; Metazoa; Chordata; Actinopteri; Cyprinodontiformes; Fundulidae. Gene Ontology annotation, molecular function: actin filament binding. Gene Ontology annotation, biological process: actin filament polymerization. Bases 169 to 1404 code for a protein of 411 amino acids.
GACUCACUGACAUUCGGGCUACUGCAACUUUUAAACACAGAUUAUCUUUCUGAGAGCCUACACAGCAUUAUUCUGCUUGUUUUAUCUUGCAGACACACACAUCCUUUUUUAAAAAAAAAACAAGUAAGUUAUACAAGCGAGGGGCAAACCGAUACACCGGCUGCUGAGAUGGCUCCUUUGAUGUUUAAAGAUGCCUUCUGGGGCUCGGACUUUACCUGUCACGCUGGGUACGAUGCCGUGAUCCAGAGGCUGCGUGACGGGAGGCAAAUGUGCAAAGAUAUGGAGGAGCUUGUAAAGAUGAGGGCACUUGCAGAGGAAAAGUAUGGGAAGGAACUGGUGACGAUUGCUCGCAAGGCUGGAGGACAAUCUGAGAUCAGCACUUUGAGAGCAUCCUUUGAACAGCUGAAAACACAAAUAGAGAACAUUGGGAACUUUCACAUCCAAUUAUCAGAUAUAUUGAAAGAGGAGGUGAAAAAGAUUGAGACUUUCCGAGAACGUCAAAAAGAGCAGAGGAAAAAGUUUGAAAGCAUCAUGGAGAAGGUCCAAAAGAAAAAGGUUACCCUGUUCAAGAAGACCAUGGAGUCUAAAAAGACCUAUGAGGUAAAGUGCAGAGAGGCUGACGAGGCAGAGUCAAGUGAGAGAACAAACGCCCAGGCCAAAAACGCUGAAAAGGUGCGCCACAGAGUCAAACAGUGCAGACAAGCUGCCAAUGAAGCAGAGAGGGUGUACAUGACCAACAUUGAUCAGCUCGAAACCGUUCGGCGAGACUGGGAAGAGACCCACAGAAGCACGUGUGAGGUCUUCCAGCAGCUUGAAGGAGACCGGAUCAACAUGCUCAGGUGUGCCCUCUGGGACCACUGCAACCAUUUCUCCUUGCGGUGUGUUAAGGAUGACGAGCUUUACGAGGAGGUGAGGAAGCUUCUGGAGCAGUGUGACAUCACCACGGACAACAAUUGUUUUGUAGAGAUGAAAAAGACGGGAUCGAAGCCACCAGAUCCCAUAGUGUUUGAAAGCUGCUACCCAGCUGGGACGGAGAGGAACAGCAACGGCCGUGCGUUUUUUUCCCAAGAAAACAUUACAAGAAGGAGCUCAGAUCCUCUGCUCAGAAGAUCUGUGAGCAUCAGUACUGAAAGUCCCACAAUUUCACGACCAAUCUCAGCCUCUGUUGCACAAGGUGAAAUGUCUGAUAAUGGAUAUGCACCACUUCCAUUAUUACACACAACCCCCGCAGAAGUACAGUUCUAUGUUGUGCUUUACAACUACACCGCACAGGAGCAAGAUGAACUAUCUGUGAACAGAGGGGACAUAGUUCAGGUCCUGGUGAAAGGAGAAGAUGGCUGGUGGACGGUGGAGAGGAACGGGUACAGCGGGCUGGUGCCGGGAAACUAUCUGGACAAAAUCUGAAUCUUGCAUAUCAACUCCAAGCUAAACUAUGCAGACAUUUUUUCCAUCAAUGAACACUUCUAGAUAGAUUUUCAGCCCUAACGUAAGUCUAAAAUAUGGCUAGUUAUGUUCCUAAAACUUGUUUCCUGGAUCAAAAAAGGAGGAAUGUCCCAGGCACCAUGUGCCUAUGGGAACAAUCUCUAAACACAAAGAACUGCACGCACAAAAACUUAUUUCUGUGACUAAUUUUGUUUUGCAGUCAAAUACAGUGAACAGUGCUCUUGGGGCCCUCAGGUCAGGACAGAACCUUAAAGAGCUGCAUAUUUCACACAUGCCUCUGGCCGGCUCUGUUCUUAAGUUUAGAUCUUUAGCCACAUCUUUAGGUUUCAAUGGUUAGAAGCCCUACAACUGUAAUCAAUCAUUCUAGGACUGUGUUACUCGAGGUGGCAGCAUGUCUGAGUAGCUCUGUUACUUUCAUUGUGAUAUAUUGUUUUAAACACAUUUAAUGUCUCCUUUUAUGGGUAAAAAUGGCUUUUUUUUUAUUAUUUCAUCUGUUACUGGAUUCUGUGCAAUAUCUUUUUUGCUGAUACCUUUUUACUUGUAAUUGGUUAGGAUGCAUUACCUGAGCAUCAAAGAUUUUUUUUUGUUUUGUUUUUACAACCGAGAGGAGCUGAUUAACAUCUCAAAAGCUCAAACAAUACUUCAACUACAGACCCAAAUCUCGGCUGAUUUAAAAAGAACGUGCUGUGGGUGCAAACCAGGAGCAAAGAGUAAAGAGAGAAGAAGAAAAGUUUCAAAUAGCUCUACCAUCCAUUAUGAUGGGUAAUGUGAGAUUGUUGGGAAAGAAAUAAGAUGAACUUGGAAAUCAGAUGAAGCCCUCACAAGGACUCGGCCAUGCAGUAUUGGUAAUGCAGUAUUAUGCAUGGCAUAUGCUGUGUAAUAAUAUCCCCAACUCCAACGUCUCUGUGCUGGGCUUUAUGAGCAAUCAAGCAGAAAGAGAUUUAAAGAGGAGCAGCAGAGGAGGUUGAUUAGCCGUGCAUGUGAUCAACAUGCACGGCUCAUCCAAGAGAUGUUACCAUAAUAUUUCAUCUGUGCGGCCUUGAUAUUGAACUGUUAGUGUUACAUUUCUGUCCACAUUAUCUACUCAUAGAGUUCACCAGUGUUGUUUUACAUUCCACCAUCUGCUGUUGCUGACACUGCAUAUGAUGUCAUCAGAUCAGUGGUUGCUAAGGUACAGACGCAACAUCCCAAUGUGUUUUAGGCAAUAUCCUGUGAUUUCAAUCCCACCUCACUCUCUGCUACACCAACUUUUCACGGUUUGUCAGCUGUUCUACAAGAAAAACUAAAACCUUGAAUUGGUUUUAUGCAGAUGUCAAGGAAUCAUAUAUUUCUAAAGAGAGACCUCUUCUAGGCAAAUCAGAUCAAUCAGAGUAUAAACCCCUUCUUCAAAAGCAACCUGUAAUGAAGAGAAUUGUGAGGAAAUGGAAGAUGAAGAAGCCCUGCAUGAUUGUUUUGAGUUUACAGACUGGGUUGCACUGCGCCAGCCACACAAAGAGGGUAUCAAUGGCAUAAUGGAGACUGUGACUCACUAUAUGAACUUCUGUGUGGAUAACACCAUCCCCCCAAACCAAAACAGGGAGAUGUUUCCCCAAUAAGAAACCCCGUAUCACCAGUGACCUGAAGGAACUGCUAAACAAGGAAUAAACAGCCUUCAGGUAGGGAGACAAGUAAGGUGUACAGGAAAUAAGAUGGAGACCAAAUUCUAGCAGAACAAUAUAAGAGAUGUGUGGUCAGGGAUGAAGAAGAUCACAGGCUUCAAGCAGAAGGAGGAUCGGAGGUCAGAUGGAAAUCUGGACAGAGCCAAUAAGCUUAACACAUUCUUCAAUAGGUUCAGUUCAGGAGCAAGCUUAGCACCAUCUUCUCAUGCCCACAACCAAACAGACAUCGCACCCUCCUUUGACCCAAAGCUUUCCUGUCACUGCUUACAUAUCGUACCGUCUACCUUGGCCAUGCACAUUUCUACUUUUACACGUUUGUCUUGAACCAAAUCCAAAAAUGCUGAUGCUCCCUUUGCCUCCCCCUUCCACCUGUAUGUCUCUAGAAGUCAUGUGAAGAGGCAGCUGAAGAGCCUGAAUCAGAAUAAGAAUGCUGAUGCAGAUGAUACCAUCAUACACCUGCUUCAACCACCCCAUCA